CUACGGCUGCGGCGACGGCUCCGGCGGCGGCUUCCGCGGCGGCGGCGGCCGGGGGCGGGAGGAAGGAGACCCUGGCUUCCCCGGAGGCCCGGCUGGGGCAGCCGCGAGGGGCCUGGGGGGAAGCUGGCUUUGGCCCCGCCUGGGGCAGGAUGGUGAAUCUGGAACCCAUGCACCCAGAUAUCAAGAUGAGUGGGGAUGUAGCAGAUUCUACAGUUGCUCGAAGUGCUCUCAGCCAGGUGGAGACAGGAAAUGAUCGAAACGGCUUAGAUUUCAACAGGCAGAUUAAAACCGAGGACCUCAGUGACUCCCUGCAGCAGACCCUCUCUCAUCGGCCAUGCCACCUGAGUCAAGGACCUGCCAUGAUACCUGGAAACCAAAUGUCUGGGGACAUGGCUUCCCUCCACCCGCUCCAGCAGCUUGUGCUGGUUCCCGGACACCUCCAGUCUGUCUCCCAGUUCCUGCUAUCUCAGUCCCAGCCUGGGCAGCAAGGUCUGCAGUCAAAUCUUCUCUCCUUUCCACAGCAGCAAAGCUCUCUCCUCCUCCCACAGACGGGGCUUGGCCUGGCGUCCCAGGCAGUUGGGUGCCCUGGGGUGCCAGGAUCCUCUUUAGAACCGCAUCUGGAAGCAUCCCAGCAUCUCCCAGUCCCCAAGCAUCUCCCCAGCUCUGGAGGAGCCGAUGAGCCCAGUGACCUGGAGGAGCUGGAGAAGUUUGCCAAGACCUUCAAGCAGAGACGCAUUAAGCUGGGCUUCACACAGGGAGACGUGGGUCUGGCGAUGGGAAAGCUGUAUGGCAACGACUUCAGCCAGACUACCAUCUCCAGAUUUGAGGCUCUAAAUCUGAGCUUCAAGAACAUGUGCAAGCUCAAGCCACUGCUGGAGAAGUGGCUGAAUGAUGCAGAAUCCUCUCCAUCAGACCCCUCCGUGAGCACCCCCAGCUCUUACCCCACCCUCAGUGAAGUGUUCGGGAGGAAGAGGAAGAAGCGGACCAGCAUCGAGACCAGCAUCCGCCUGACUCUGGAGAAGAGAUUUCAAGAUAACCCCAAACCCAGCUCAGAGGAGAUCUCCAUGAUCGCAGAGCAGUUGUCCAUGGAGAAGGAGGUGGUGAGGGUCUGGUUCUGCAACCGCCGUCAAAAGGAGAAGCGAAUCAACUGCCCUGUGGCCACACCCAUCAAAUCACCCACGUACAGUUCCCGGCUGGUGUCUCCCUCUGGGUCUCUGGGGCCCCUCUCUGUCCCUCCUGUCCACAGCAGCAUGCCUGGAACAGUAACGUCAUCCUGCCCCUCUGGGAACAACAGCAGGCCUUCGUCUCCUGGCCCAGGACUCCACGCCAGCAGCCCUACUGCAUCUCAAAAUAACUCCAAAGCGGCUGUGAACUCCUCCACCAGUUUUAACUCUUCAGGGUGAGGCAGAGGGGCGAGCCCAGAGAUACCUCAGCGGGGCCGAGGGACAUAUCUUGGUACCGAUGGAAUCAUCCCACCUACCUCCACUGAGACCAAAAAAGUUACUCCUAUGCCACCUGGCCCUGUAUUCCCCACUGGAAGGAAGGGAGUCACGCCUUCUCUGUAUGGACAGAUUACUUUCAGGACAGUAGAAGAGAAUCUCCACUAUCAAUGAACCCAAACUCUUGCCUUGUUCAGGAGCAAGGGCCUCUGGAGAUCCAAACUGCGACCGAACCAUGUGCUGGCUCCCUAGCGCUCUUGAAACGCACAGCCCGCCUAGGAGUUGACCAUUUUUACCUUCCUUGCCUGUGCCCUUCUCCUCUCGUUCCAAAUAUGUCAGGUGGCUUCACUGCGACAGUGGUCUUUCAGAAAGGACCUCUUGGGCUUCCCUGGUGGCGCAGUGGUUGAGAGUCCGCCUGCUGAUGCAGGGGACACGGGUUUGUGUCCCGGUCCGGGAAGAUCCCACAUGCUGCAGAGAGGCUGGGCCCAUGAGCCAUGGCUGCUGAGCCUGCGCGUCCGGAGCCUGUGCUUCGCGACCGGAGAGGCCACAACAGUGAGAGGCCCGCGUACCGCAAAAAAAAAAAAAAAAAAAAGGACCUCUUGUCAUUAUUCUCCAGCUCAUCUCCAGCUCAUUCUGGGCACAGCCAUUUGCCUGGUGCCAAACCACCAGAGGGGUGAGAAGGUUUUGACUCUGAACUUAGCCACAAUCUCCGAACUGAUUCUAGAAUCUAUGAAAAGAUUUGAAUCUGAUGUCUCCACCAAAGCUCUGAUGUCUUCUCUGUUCAGCAAAGCCUUCUGACUGAGUCUUCACGUCACCCUAUUUUCUCUUUAGCCCCGCCCCUUUUCCAGAACCACAUCCAUUCAUGAUUGCGUUCUCCGAAUUCCCUCCUCUUUACAGAACGCUGAGCCACACUCAGCCCCCUGGGCACAUGCUCUGCCCACAGGUGUUCUUCUGUCUGCUCCGUCUGCCCCAGAGUUCAGAAACGCUUAUUCUUUCUCUCCUUUCCUGUAUUUCUCCUUAUCUCGUCCUCUCUCCCUUCUCCUGGUGCAGAAGGAAGAACACAAAAGCACACACGCAACAAUUAUGCUGGUAAAUACCUGUGUAUAGCCCUUUCCUUUUUUUGCAUUAUGUUCUUCUCUCUUUAGUGUGGAAUUUUCCAGCAAAAUAUUUAACUCAGGUAUGAAUUUUGAAGAUCUCUGUAAUAUUUUAUCUUCUUUAACAAAAAAGAAAGAAAAAGAAAGGAAAAACAAUACCAAAGUGUGAAAUACCGUGCUAGCUUCCACAAGAGUUCCCACGUGGGCUGGGAAUCCUUGUUGAUUUCUGCAGGAACAUUCUUUCUCGAGUCUCCUUCUUUGUGGACCAGUGUGUAAACAUGUAACAUGAAGCCAUUCCAGAAAUGGUAACUUUUUUUUUUUUUAGAGACGGCAUGUCCAAGAAAAUGAUGAGAUUCAAAGGAAUCUCUCUGUUCCUAAAUAAAUUUGUAUGGUGAUGAUAUACAGUAUUCCACUGUUGGCAAGAAGAGGUUUAGAUUAUUCUGGGUCUUUUUUUGUGCAGGACAUGUGAGUGCGUGUAAUGAAACGGGAUGGAGAAAGGGUUUCACGUUGGUGGAUUAAGUCUGUGACUCCCUGAACUGAUGCUAAAGAUGAUAUACAUUAAUACAGGACUCCAAAGAGUUCAGAGUUUCUACUCUUUUUGACAGAAGAGCCUUGAGGAUAGAGUAGGUGAGAGAUUGGCUUCCUCAUUUUGUAAGUGGGAGAAUGGAAAAUGUUUAAGGUCAAGUCAUUUGUAGACUUUAAGAGGGGAAGACUGAGGCUAAUAGUUCAUAUCUCAGGAUGUCCUGAAGGUCAAUUAUUCAUUAUUUGCAAUGGAAAGUGAUAGAUAUUUGAGACAAGGGAUAAUUCAAAAGUCAAAUCUAUUUGGCUUUGGAAUG
Lagenorhynchus albirostris (white-beaked dolphin) is the source of this 3369-nucleotide messenger RNA. RefSeq names its product POU class 2 homeobox 3 (gene POU2F3). The record is from RefSeq and is a predicted model, not a curated record. NCBI's taxonomy places the organism in Eukaryota, Metazoa, Chordata, Mammalia, Artiodactyla, Delphinidae. Gene Ontology annotation, molecular function: RNA polymerase II cis-regulatory region sequence-specific DNA binding; DNA-binding transcription factor activity, RNA polymerase II-specific. The coding region runs from base 150 to 1403 and encodes 417 amino acids. Gene Ontology annotation, biological process: regulation of transcription by RNA polymerase II. Gene Ontology annotation, cellular component: nucleus. The transcript is spliced from 13 exons.